This is a messenger RNA of Ilex paraguariensis (yerba mate), 1280 nucleotides long. NCBI's taxonomy places the organism in Eukaryota, Viridiplantae, Streptophyta, Magnoliopsida, Aquifoliales, Aquifoliaceae. The record is from the annotation of a GenBank genome assembly.
AUGAACAAGAGCUUGGUAAUACCAGCUCCAAGAGAGCGUCGAAAGAUCGAGUUGUACUCUCCGCAGUACUACGCCGCCUGUACGGUCGGUGGAAUUCUCAGCUGUGGCCUCACUCACAUGAUUGACCCUGAAAAGCACAAGAGCAUCUCGUCUGGUUUUGGAGUGUUGCUUAGGGAGCAGGAACUCAAGGGCUUCUUCAGAGGAUGGGUGCCAACUCUGCUUGGUUACAGUGUUCAAGGUGCCUGCAAGUUUGGAUUCUACGAAUUCUUUAAGGAGUAUUAUUUUGACCUUGUUGGACCAGAGUAUGCAACCAAAUACAAGACUCUGAUCUACCUUGCUGGCUCUGCAUCUGCUGAGCUGAUUGCGGAUGUUGCUCUUUGCCCCUUCGAGGCUGUGAAGUCUGUGUUCAGACUCAACCUGGUUUUGCUGGGGAAUUGGCCGACGGACUUCCCAAAUACAAUGAUGAAGUUUGCAUCUUUUGAGACCAUUGUGGAACUAAUCUACAAGUAUGCCAUUCCUAAGCCCAAAGAAGAGUGCAGCAAAGCUCUGCAACUUGGAGUGAGCUUUGCUGGUGGAUAUGUGGCCGGUGUUCUCUGUGCUAUUGUGUCUCACCCUGCCGACAAUCUUGUCUCUUUCCUCAACAAUGCUAAGGGAGCGACUGUUGGUGAUGCUGUGAACAAGCUUGGGGUGUGGGGUCUCUUUACACGUGGUCUUCCCCUUGGUAUUGUCAUGAUUGGAACUCUCACAGGGGCUCAAUGGGGGAUCUAUGAUCAUUGUCAAGCAUAUAUGUGCAUGGCUGCCUCUGCAUGUGUAUGUAAUGUAGAGGCGCUUAGUUGUUUGUUGGAAGCUGACUUGGUAGUUUCUAAUGGGCUUUUAAUAUGUUGUCCAGGCGAACCACUGGCGGUGGUGUUCCUGUUGCUGCCCCAACCCAUUCUUCUACUGAGCUUGCAAAGCCGUAGAAUCAACUGGAAGAGUUUAUUUGCGGAACCUGAGACAGUACCUCAUCAAAGGAUCAAUAAGCAUAGAAUAGCUGAUGCUUCUUGAAUGGCAUUUUUGGUAGUUGAAAGGUAUUUUUUUGCAUCCAAAGAUUGUGCCCAUUUUUGGUUUCCUAUAUCCAAGGGCUAUCUUUUAUCCUUUGUAUUGUUAAGAAGUUUUCGGUUAGAAUAGGUAUAAAUUCUCUUUUUGAUAGUGGGAUCAUGCCUUGUCCCCACCUUGAGAAAGCAUCAGAAGUAACGGACUGAUCGAGGUUAAUACUUGGCUCCAUCCUACAUAUACAGUUG